AUGGCAUUCGGAAUGAAAAUAACACCGUCUCUGGACAAGCCAACUGUUUAUAUGAAUCUCUAUUGUCAAAUGAUAGGUUCAUUGAUGUAUAUGACUGCUAGUCGUCCAUAUAUCAUGUUUUUUGUCUGCUAUUAUGCCAGGUUUCAAGCGAAUCCUUGUGAACCCCACAUCACUGCUAUAAAGAAUAUCUUCAGGUAUCUCAAGCGAUCAUUCUCACUAGGAAUAUGGUACCCUUCAAGUUUAGGUUUCUUUGUGCAAACGUUUUUAGAUGCAGAUCUAGGAAGAUAUGGUUUAGAUAAAAAAAGUACUAUGGGAGGAUGCCAAUUUCUUGGUGGCAAACUCGUAAGUUGGCAAUCUAAAAAGCAAACUUUCAUCUCCCUAUCAACUGCUAAAGUAGAGUACAUAGUCACUGCCUAUUAUACUUCACAAGUUAUCUGGAUUCAAAGCCAGCUUCGUGACUAUGGCAUCAACAUGAAGCAAAUCCCUUUGUAUUGCGAUUCCGGGAGCGCCAUUCUCAUCUGUCAUAACCCAGUGCAAUAUUCAAUGACCAAACACAUCACACUGAUAUAUAACUUCAUCAAAGAUCAUGUGGAAGAUGGAAAUGUCGAGAUACACUUUGUAAGAUUCGCUGAUCAGUUAACCGACAUCUUCACAAAAGCCUUGCUUGAGCAAACCUUCAAUUGUAUUCUUCAAGGCUUAGGAAUGAUAGAGGCUGAAUCUAUUUCGAAACCACCUUUGCAGUCAUAA
Lactuca sativa (garden lettuce) is the source of this 747-nucleotide messenger RNA. Its product is annotated as secreted RxLR effector protein 161-like. The record is from RefSeq and is a predicted model, not a curated record. NCBI's taxonomy places the organism in Eukaryota, Viridiplantae, Streptophyta, Magnoliopsida, Asterales, Asteraceae.